UUUUGGAAAGGACUGUAAUUAUGGCGACCUCCGUUGCAGAGGCGUGAAAAGGCUAUUAAUUUAUCUUUACUUGUCUGAUUAAAUGUAUUUGAGCGAAUAUUAAAAAUAGUCAUGGGUGUUCUCAGACAUGUUGUGUGUGCUAUGUCUGGAGGGGUUGACAGUUCUGUCAGCGCACUGUUACUCAAAAGAAUGGGCUAUCAUGUGACUGGUGUGUUCAUGAAGAACUGGGACUCUCAGGAUGAGAGAGGGCUGUGUUCAUCAGAGAGAGACUGUGAAGAUGCUUAUAAAGUGUGUAAGAUGCUGGAUAUGCCUUUCCACCAGGUCACAUGUGUUAAAGAAUACUGGCAUGAAGUAUUUAGUAAUCUUCUUUGGGAAUAUGAGCAGGGCAGGACACCAAAUCCAGACAUAAUGUGUAACAAACACAUCAAGUUUAAGCACUUUUAUCAUUAUGCAGUUAAUACUUUAGGUGCUGAUGCCAUGGCAACGGGACACUAUGCCCGGACAUCCCAGGAGGACGAGGAGGUUUUUCAACAGAAGCACGUCCCACCUCCCAGAAUCCUCUUCAGAGAUCGGUUUGAAACUCGAAGGCCCGUGCGGCUCUAUCAGGGUGCGGAUCACUUGAAGGACCAGACAUUCUUCCUCAGUCAGAUUUCCCAGGAUGCUCUGCGACACACAAUAUUUCCCCUAGCUGGGCUAACCAAAGAAUUUGUGAUGAAAAUAGCUGCUGAGGCUGGCUUCCAACAUGUUCUAAAGAAAAAAGAGAGCAUGGGGAUCUGUUUCAUUGGGGAGAAAGAUUUUGAGAACUUUAUCCUUGAGUACAUUGAGCCCAAACCAGGAAAUUUAGUCUCCAUUGAACAUGGGAAGAUCAUGGGGCAGCAUAAAGGCUGGUUAACAUUAACACUGGGUCAGAGGGCUAGAAUAGGAGGGCAGAUAGACCCUUAGUUUGUAAUUGAUAAAGAUACCACAAGCGGUGAUGUAUUUGUGG
Carassius carassius (crucian carp) is the source of this 985-nucleotide messenger RNA. RefSeq names its product mitochondrial tRNA-specific 2-thiouridylase 1-like. Bases 112 to 942 code for a protein of 276 amino acids. Gene Ontology annotation, biological process: tRNA wobble position uridine thiolation. Gene Ontology annotation, cellular component: mitochondrion. The transcript is spliced from 8 exons. Gene Ontology annotation, molecular function: sulfurtransferase activity. The record is from RefSeq and is a predicted model, not a curated record. NCBI's taxonomy places the organism in Eukaryota, Metazoa, Chordata, Actinopteri, Cypriniformes, Cyprinidae.